Messenger RNA from Cylicocyclus nassatus, 2470 nucleotides. The record is from the annotation of a GenBank genome assembly. Lineage: Eukaryota; Metazoa; Nematoda; Chromadorea; Rhabditida; Strongylidae.
AUGGGUAAGACUUUUACACAAGUGCGAUGCUUACAAGCACAGAACGUGAUGAUCGAAGACUGUUACCAGUUUAUGCUUGUAACUGAUGUUGCACGUGGAUCACAUAAGAUAAUCGGCUUGGAAGGCAUUCCCGUCUAUACACAUUUUUUUCUGCACAAUCAGCACUGGUCAUUUGGCAGUUUUCUUUGCGAUCUAUGGCUGUCAAUCGACUACACCGUCUGUCUUGCUUCCAUUUAUACGGUGCUUGGUAUCACCGUAGAUAGGUACUGUUCUGUGAAGCAUCCGGCUACGUAUCGUAACUGGCGUACAUCACAACGGGUGAUGUUAAUCAUUGCCGUUAUAUGGAUUAUUCCAAGUAUAUUAUUUACACUGUCAAUAUUCGGGUAUGGAACAUUUACGGGCAAAGGCAGAAUUCUACAAGAUCACGAAUGCUAUGUGCAAUUUAUGACUAACGCUUAUUUGAAUAUGGGAAUGUACAUUUCAUAUUAUUGGUCCACCCUGUUUGUUAUGUUAUAUCUCUAUUGGGGUAUUUAUCGAGCCGCCAAGCAACUUGCAAUGAAAAGCGAUCAGAAAAACAAACGAUUAGCAUUGUUGACGGAGUUAAGAAAGCCAGAAGUUUCGGUCCGUACGAGUGAUGCAAACAAGAGCAGUUCUGAUUCACCAAAUGAUAACGACACGAGCUCUAGUAGCAAAUGUUUCAAACAACCAGCGUCAUCAGCGCAGGAGUCGUCACCAUCUCGUCCUUCUAUUGUGCGGAAUACUAUGACCAUUCACAACAAUUAUGUAAACCACUGCCCUAAUAAUUGUAAUCCAACGAGCAAUGAACCACCUGCACCAGCUUCGUCACCAGUUGAGGAAAUCCUUGGUGAUGCCAAAGUACUCGAGUCAAUCGCUUUUGAUAUAGAUCCGUCAGAUCCGAUUGCCUGCGACCCGACUCUGGCGCAAAAUGCACCUGACGAAAUGCUGGUGAACCCCUUAACUGACGAUGUUCCUGAAACGAAAUCCCCAAAUCCCUUAAAUCCCUUGAAUCAUUCCCCAAGAAGCCUGUCACCACAACGUUCACAUUCUGUACAUAGUGAACCGGUGCUUUCACAUUCAUCACAGCAUUCCCCCUCCCUACACUCUUCUCUCUCCCACAACUCUCCCUCCCAAAACUCACUUUCACAACGAUCUGGAUCCUUACGUAGCGGCUCCAUCUCCGUUCAUAGCUCCUCUGAAGCGUUGCCAAUUCAAGUGGCGACAUCGGUGUCAACGCCGUCGUCACCUCUGGCUUACGAGAUCUUGCGCACAACCAACGAUGAUAUAACGACGACCCGGACCGCAAAUCGGUCAUUUUCGCCUCCGUACGAUUCGCAGAAGAGUUAUCAUUUUUACUAUCAACAGCCGUCUGCACUGCUUGAACGAGAAAGCACUGCUCCUUGUGUCAGCCCCGAACUUUCAACCUCUGAAUACAAUGAUUUGCAUCUCUACAAUACCGAACUUGCUUUCCAAUUUAUCGAUGCCGACAGCGCCUCCUCCAUAGUAGGAAAUGAUGAUCUGCGACGUCUACAGUCGGUGAAACGACUGGCUGACUCGCCAAAAAGUCAAAAAGAAGUUCGAAUCGAGGUCAUUCCCGAAGUGAAAUCAAUGUCAGUGUCUGAACCAAGUAAAGCAUCUGAAGAGCCAGAAGAUGAACAUCAAGAAGAACAAGAAGAAGAAGAAGUGGAGAUUAUUGAACCACAAAAGCGCAAUGGGCACGGAAACCAUGCCGGGAACAAUAAGAAGCAAGAAUCAACAACUACACCACAAAUGAAGUCCCAGCAAGCUGCGCGUGCAGAUUCACCUAAAAAGCAGCUGAGAUACCAGCAACCGACGCAAAGUACAUCUACGGCAACAGCACCAGCAACGACCACAACUGGGGUCGAAUCACCUGAUGAUUCAAACCUGCCUCUUAUUGCUGUAUCUCGAGUUGAAAGUGUGAAGACCGUGGAAGGUGCCGUUGGUCGCCUGUUGACAGCCGUACGCAGUCGCUCAUUGCGAAGGAAAAAGCCGAAACAAAAGACGCAGGUGUACAAGUCACGAUCGGAGAAUCGUGCGCGAAAAGCUCUUCGUACUAUCACCUUUAUUCUUGGAGCCUUCAUCAUAUUGUGGACACCAUUCUACGUUAUGGCUACCGUUUAUGGCUUCUGCGAAAGCUGCAAGAACUCACCACUAUUCAACCUAGCGGAUUUAGUUCUUCUCCUACCGCCAAUCUAGCUCAAUCAAGCAAAUGCAUAGAGACGGAGAUUUUCACUUCAAAAAGACGACUGCUGAUUUCCAAAAUAUUUCUUUACACUUAGACCUGUGAUAUGAUGGUGCUCUCAAUUGAAUUGUAAAAUUACUAAUGUUUGAAUAACUCAUUCUAUAUUGAUUAUAUGAUUAUUUUGCAAAGCUGUUGCAUGCAUUUGUAUACAUCGAAUAUGAAGACAAUAAUGAUGGAAAAGAAAUGUGC